This is a messenger RNA of Toxotes jaculatrix (banded archerfish), 965 nucleotides long. It is a transcript of the gene rida, whose product is annotated as reactive intermediate imine deaminase A homolog. Gene Ontology annotation, molecular function: deaminase activity. Gene Ontology annotation, cellular component: cytosol. NCBI's taxonomy places the organism in Eukaryota, Metazoa, Chordata, Actinopteri, Toxotidae. The record is from RefSeq and is a predicted model, not a curated record. The transcript is spliced from 6 exons. Bases 94 to 501 code for a protein of 135 amino acids.
AUAAAUAAGUGCCAAAGCUCAACUUUCAGCAGUGCAGAGGAAAAGCUGCAGAGUAGAAAUAUAUCUGUACAACACACAGGCGGCAGAGCUGAAAUGGCAACUAUUCGUCGACAGAUUCCUUACACACCUAAAGCUCCUGUCAGACAGGGAAUAUACAGUCAGGCGGUGGUUGUGGACAGAACUAUGUUCAUCUCCGGUCAGCUGGGGCUGGACGUUGCCUCCGGUCAGCUGGUAGAUGGAGGAGUCCAGGCCCAGGCCAAACAGGCUCUCAUCAACAUGGGGGAGAUCCUAAAAGCUGCCGGCUGUAACUACGGCAACGUGGUGAAGACUACUGUGCUGCUUGCAGAUAUAAAUGACUUUAACAGUGUCAAUGAGGUCUACAAGACAUUUUUCAGCAGUAACUUUCCUGCCAGAGCUGCCUACCAAGUGGCUGCUCUCCCCAGAGGUGGACUGGUGGAGAUUGAGGCGGUUGCUGUCCUUGGCCCUCUGUCAGACUCCUGACUAGCCGAUUACAUCUCAAACAAGUUAUAGUCUAACCACCGAGUGGCCUUCUAGUUCUACUGUGGAAGCCUUACUGUAGUUCCAAACAACUCAUGAAAGACCAAACUAGGAUCUUGUUGACUUUCUCUUGCUAUGUUUUGGUAUAAAAUUGUUUCUCUUCUGGCCACUGUGGCUGGUUGACUACACUGCUGAAGUAUUCUCAGUAUUAUACCACUGGAAAACCAUUGACCUUUAAAUUAAAACCCUUUAACAACAGAGAGGCACUUAACUUACCAGCAUUUAGUUUGCGGCUGAAGGUAAUUUCACACCUGACUUGCCUAUACAGCGGCUCUCACUAAUAAAUAACUGCACUAACACCCAAGAAAAUCAUUAUUCUCCCUAAAAUGUCACACCCAACAUAUGUCUUCAUCCUUGCUUUAAGAUAAUAAAGAAAGUACAUGUCAUUUUUAAGGUGGCCUUUUUAA